This is a messenger RNA of Tuber melanosporum (Perigord truffle), 1111 nucleotides long. Its product is annotated as 40S ribosomal protein S5. The record is from RefSeq and is a predicted model, not a curated record. The coding region runs from base 107 to 748 and encodes 213 amino acids. Gene Ontology annotation, biological process: ribosomal small subunit assembly; translation. The transcript is spliced from 4 exons. Lineage: Eukaryota; Fungi; Ascomycota; Pezizomycetes; Pezizales; Tuberaceae. Gene Ontology annotation, molecular function: mRNA binding; rRNA binding; structural constituent of ribosome. Gene Ontology annotation, cellular component: ribosome; cytosolic small ribosomal subunit.
CGAUAACACUUUACGAAUUACACAGCACGGCAACCUGAGCGAACAACCCCCCGCUGCCACUAACGAAUAGCUCACCCAAAAACAAGAACACCCUACGACGAUCAACAUGUCUGACAGCGGAGAAGUCGAGGUCGCCCCGGCCAAUUACUCCGUUUUGCCCAGGGAAGUUACCGAUGAGAUUGGAAGCACCAAAUUGUUCAAUAAGUGGAGCUACGAUGAUGUCGAGAUUAGGGAUAUUUCUUUGACCGAUUACAUGAGUAUCCGUACCCCCGUCUAUCUCUCCCACUCUGCCGGCCGUUAUGCAGUAAAGCGAUUUCGCAAGGCUCAAUGCCCAAUCAUCGAGCGUCUUACCAACUCCCUAAUGAUGAACGGUCGUAACAAUGGAAAGAAACUCAUGGCUGUCCGCAUCGUCGACCACGCCUUCUCUAUCAUCCAUCUCACCACGGACCAGAACCCCAUCCAGGUUGCAAUCGAUGCCAUUGCCAACUGCGGCCCCCGUGAGGACUCCACCCGUAUCGGAUCCGCCGGUACUGUUCGCAGGCAGGCCGUCGAUGUUUCUCCCCUUCGUCGAGUCAACCAGGCUAUCGCCCUUCUUACCAUUGGUGCUCGUGAGGCCAGCUUCAGGAAUGUCAAGAGCAUUGCCGAAUGCUUAGCCGAGGAGCUGAUCAAUGCUGCCAAGGGGUCAUCUAACUCUUAUGCCAUCAAGAAGAAGGACGAGCUAGAACGUGUCGCCAAAUCCAACCGUUAAUCUGGGCAUUUCUGGGGUCAUGCGGGGGUUCUUCUUUCAAAUAAAAUAAAAAGUUCAUUCAUUUCGUGCGGUAAAACUAAACCCGGGAUAUUGCGGACAGGUAUGUCUUAUCAUCCGGGUUACCUUUUAGCUGGUAUGGGAAUAGCUAGAGGUGGCGUGACGUAUCUAUAAUGAUGUGAUUAACAAUGAUAAAAAUCAUCAAAACAUUCUCCUUUUCUGGGCAUCUGGGGGCUGGUCGCUUUUCCUUUUCCUCUACAAGUCACCUUUGUGUAUAGUUUCUGUUUCCUAGUUCCCCCUAGUAUCCGUCUACAGAUGCGGUAUCAAAGUUAAAAUUUGAGUUCCUUGGGUCUGAUGUAUCAACUA